Messenger RNA from Chrysochloris asiatica (Cape golden mole), 2130 nucleotides. RefSeq names its product melanoma cell adhesion molecule (gene MCAM). Gene Ontology annotation, cellular component: plasma membrane. Gene Ontology annotation, biological process: angiogenesis. The transcript is spliced from 17 exons. Lineage: Eukaryota; Metazoa; Chordata; Mammalia; Afrosoricida; Chrysochloridae. The coding region runs from base 1 to 2130 and encodes 709 amino acids. The record is from RefSeq and is a predicted model, not a curated record.
AUGCAGAAGGAGGACCUGCGCCGCUGGGCGAAGCUCAGGGGCUCUCAGUGCAGGGGCCCGCCCACUAGGCUGCAGCUAGCUGGGCGGGAGCGGGGGGCGAGGGGCGGGGCCUGGCCCCCCUCCCACGCCCCCCUGACGUCAGUCCCGGGUCGCAGCGGGCUCCUGCACUUGGCGUUUGCCCUCCGGCCGGGAAGCAUGAAGCUGACCGAGUUCCUCUGCGCUUUCUUGUUCGCCGCCUGGUGCUGCUGUCGCUGUGCCGCGGGUGUGCCGGGGGAGGCUGAGCAGCCUGUACCAGAGCAACUGGAGGUGGAUGUAGGCAGCACUGCGCUCCUGAAGUGUGGCCUUUCCCAUGCCCAGGGCAACGUCAGCGUGGACUGGUUUUCUGUCCACAAGGAGAAGCCUACACUCAUCUACCGCGUUCGCCAGGGCCAGGGCCAGAGUGAACCUGGGGAAUAUCAGCACCGGCUCAGCCUCCAGGGCAGAGGAGGUACACUGGCCCUGGCUCAGGUCACCCCCCAUGAUGAACGCAUCUUCCUGUGCCAGAGCAAGCGCCCACAGUCCCAGAAACAUCGUAUCCAGCUCCAAGUCUACAAAGCUCCAGAGGAGCCAAGCAUUCAGGUCAACACCGUGGGAAUCUCUGUAAACAGUGAGGAGCCUGAGGAGGUUGCGACCUGCGUGGGGAGGAAUGGGUACCCAAUUCCUCAAGUUACCUGGUAUAAGAACCGGCUGCCCUUGAAGGAGGAGAAGAACAGUGUUCACAUCCAGUCAUCCCAGAUUGUGGAGUCAAGUGGUCUGUACACCCUGAAGAGUGUUCUAAAGGCACGACUGGUUAAAGAAGACAAAGAUGCCCACUUUUACUGUGAGCUCAGCUACCGGCUGCCCAGUGGAGGCUACAUGAAGGAAUCUAAGGAUGUCACUGUCCCUGUUUUAUACCCCGCAGAAAAGGUGUGGAUGGAAGUGUUGCCUACGGGAAAACUGAAGGAAGGUGAUCGAGUAGAAAUCAAGUGUUUGGCAGAUGGCAACCCUCCACCCCAUUUCACCAUCAGCAAGCAGAACCUCAUCACCAAGAAGAUGGAGGAACAGGCAACCGAGCACGAUGGGCUCCUGGUCCUGGAGCCCGCCCGGAAGGAGCACAGUGGGCUCUAUGAAUGUCAGGGCCUGGACUUAGACACCAUGAUGUCGCUGAAUGAAGAGCAGGAGCUGCUAGUGAACUAUGUGUCAGAUGUCCGGGUGAGUCCCUCCACCCCUGAGAGCCAGGAGGGUAGCAGCCUCACCUUGACCUGUGAAGCAGAGAGUAACCAGGCCCUUGAGUUUCACUGGCUGAGAGAAAAGACAGGCAAGGUGCUGGAAAAGGGGUCUGUACUACAAUUACACAGCUUGAAACGGGAGGCAGGGGGAGGCUACCUCUGUGUGGCAUCUGUGCCCAGUGUCCCAGGCCUGAACCACACACAACGGGUCAAUGUGGCCAUUUAUGGGUCCCCGUGGAUGGCAUCCAAGGAGAAGAAGCUGUGGGUGAAAGAGAAUGAGGUGACAAGUCUGUCUUGUGAGGCUUUGGGACAUCCUCGACCCACCAUCUCCUGGAAUGUCAACGGCACUGUGCAUGAAGAAGACAAAGAUCCGCAGCGUGUCCUGAGCACCCUGAGUGUCCUUGUGACCCCAGAGCUGUUGGAGACAGGCGCUGAAUGCGUGGCCUCCAACUCCCUGGGCAGAAACACUACUGUGAUUUUCUUGGAGCUGGUCAAUUUAACCACCCUCCCACCUGACUCCACCACCUCCACUCACCUCAGCACCUCCACUGCCAGUGCCCAUGCCAGAGCCAACAGCACCUCCACAGAGAAAAAGCUGACAGAAUCAGAAAGCAAGGGUGUGGUCAUCGUGGCUGUGAUUGUGUGCAUCCUGGUGCUCGCUGUGCUGGGCGCUGUCCUCUAUUUUUUCUACAAGAAGGGCAAGCUGCCUUGUGGGCGGUCAGGCAAACAAGAGAUCACGCUGUCCCCGUCGCGUAAGAGUGAAAUUGUAGUUGAAGUUAAGUCAGAUAAACUCCCAGAAGAGAUGGGCCUCCUACAGGGCAGCAACGGUGACAAGAGGGCUCCCGGAGACCAGGGAGAGAAGUACAUCGAUCUAAGGCAUUAA